Danio rerio (zebrafish) is the source of this 2815-nucleotide messenger RNA. Lineage: Eukaryota; Metazoa; Chordata; Actinopteri; Cypriniformes; Danionidae. The record is from RefSeq and is a predicted model, not a curated record.
UAUUAACAAAUAUCCUAAAAUACUUUAGGAAAUUAUUAUUAAAAUCCAAAUUCUGUUUUUAUGUGACAUGAGUUACAUGAGUUUGGCAGAGUAGGGCUAUUUAUGUAUUUUUUAUACAAUAAUAAAUUUGUCAACAUUAGCAUUGCAUAGAUGUAAAUAUUUUAAUCACAUAAGCAAAUUAUUAUUUUUUUUCUUUUUUUAAACGAGAAGGGGAAAUUCAACACAAAAAUCACAGCUGUUCAUUGGUUGGAGGUAUCUCGCACCCCUGCCUGCGUCGCGAGGUUUAUUAAAAUCAUGGCAAACCACGCGUUUUAAUCGUGUCAGUAAUCCAGAUUAGUAGACAAUUCUCUAAUCAUUUCACUAAUACAUUUGAUGUCCAUGCUCAAGGUUUAAUAGUGGAUUGCCACGCAAGGUAAGUUCCUAUUUAUUACGGUACCUAAUUCCAGUUGCACACCGUGCACGCUCAUCAGUUUUAAUUAUGAUAAAUAGUCAAUAAACACGAUGUUAUCAUGAUGUAUAGACGGAAAGGAUUUCCCAUCAUUGUCAGUCGAUCCAUGUGGAAUUUAUACCAAUAAAUAUCUAACUACGUCAAGUCAAAAUUUUUAAUAUUUGCACAAAUUUAAACGAAAAACACUGUCAGUAGCAGUCCUUUAGAUUUAUCAGAAUCCAAAACUUAUAAUCGUUAGGAUUUAGUACUUAUACAUUAAUUAUCUUUUUAAUAUAUUUUCGGUUAUAACUAUAACCAGUGUUGUUACUUUAAAAAAAGUAUUUAAUUAGUAAUUGCAUCAUUAUAAUAGUUUUUAAAAGACUUUUAUAAGUAGUGUAAGUCAUUAUACACUACAUAAAAUCUCAAUGCAUUCAGAAAUUAAACGUUUUACUUUAAAUUUGAGUCAAACAGGGCCUUUUAGCUUUAUGAAACAUUUUAUAUUCUUAAUUCAUUUCAAAUUCUUACAUUUCUUAAGCAAAUGUGACCUAACGAAUGUAACCUUUUUUCAGUUUAAUAUAAUGAAAGUACAUUAUAAACAACUGUAGUUAAACGACCUUAAACUUUUCAGUAAUCCCUUACCCUUUUAUUGGUCAUUUACAAAAAAUACACAAGUAAUUACACCCAACACUGAUUAUAACACAAUCUGCUAAAGCUUGAUAUGUGCCUGGCUUUUUUACUCUCUAUAUUUCUGUAUGUUGCAGUGUCUGUCACAGACUGACUGGGUUGAUCUGAAUUUAAGAUGGCUGACAGCUGGUGGGAGAACUCAGAUUAUGAAAUUCUGGCAGAAAUCGGCCAGGGUGCCUACGGGAAAGUGUACAAAGCCAGAGAGAAGCGUGAGCAGCAGCGCCUGAUAGCAGUGAAGAGACUGAACAUCCCAGAAGAACCUGAGUCCGGCAUACCUCAGUUCAUGAUUCGAGAAGUGGCUCUUCUGCGCAAAAUAGAGCACUUCAACCAUCCCAACAUAGUCAAGUUGAUGAGUGUUUCGGCAGGAUGGCAGAAUCAUAAGUUUGACAUGACGCUGGUGUUUGAGUAUAUCGAUCAGGAUUUGACCACAUUUCUCAGUAGGGCUUCAGAGAAAGGCCUUGCAAAGGACAAAAUAAAGGAUGUGAUGCGUCAGCUGCUCAGCGGUCUUGAUUUCCUCCACACCAACUCCGUCAUUCACCGGGACCUGAAGCCUGACAAUGUGCUCGUGAGCAGUCGAGGGGAAGUCAAGAUUGCAGACUUUGGUUUAGCCAGGAUAUAUACCUACCGCAUCGCCCUCACUCCAUGUGUUGUGACUUUGUGGUACAGAGCUCCAGAAGUCCUGCUGCAGUCCAGUUACAUGUCUUCAGUGGACAUGUGGAGUGCUGGGUGUAUCUUUGCAGAGCUGUUUCUCUUAAGGCCUUUGUUUCGUGGCUUCACAGAGAUCCAACAGCUGCAAAAGAUCUUUGAGGUAAUUGGCUUGCCGGGUAAGGAGGACUGGCCUGUGGAAAGCCCAGUCUGCUACAGUCCUGCCUUGGUUGAAAAAAAACCUGCAACACAAGUGCUGGCCAGCCUUACCCCUGAGGAGAAUGGCUUACUGUCUCAAUUUUUGGCAUUCAAUCCAGUUCAUCGCAUCUCUGCCUGUGAAGCUUUGGCCCAUCCUUACCUGGCAGUCCGCAACUCUGAAGAUAAAUGACAGAUGAGUGAAGAGGGUGGAGUUACAUGAUUAGACCCCUCCCACAUGCAGGCUGGCAUGCACUGAGAAUAAUUCUGCCACAAAAUAUAGAUAAUGACUUAAGUGAAGUCCAAUCCUUAACCCACAGAUCACGCUUUUUCCUCCUAAUUUCUUAAACUAAAGGCACAAGCAUUCUUGGUGGAGAUUGAAAACAUCUCCAAGGCUCUCUGAUGAUAAACAGAUGCACUCAUACAAUAUUUUUGGAGCAUAUGUCCAUGUUUUUGCAUAGGUGAUAAAUGAGGAUUUGUAUUUUCUUAAUAGUGACUUAACUAAUAAUGACAUUUGUGUGUAUGUUACUGCACAGUUGGUUGUUUGACAGGUACGUUUACUGUUUUCAGUUAGUUGUUUUUGAGAGCUGACUUUUGAUAGUGUGAUCAUAUUUUGAGUUUGUUUUGCCUUCAUUUGGAAGUGUUUUUAAGAGGCAGGUCGUGUUUGAGGUUCUGAUCAAAUAGUUUGACGUUUUGUGUUUUCUGUUGUUGAUGAAUUUAAGGUAAACACAAGCGAGAGCCAGCAAUAGUUUAAGAGACCCUGAGUAGUUAUUAUGAACUCUCAAAUAAAUACAAAUAUUUUACAUUUGUGUUUGAAUGCACAUUUGACUGUUCUGUUAGUAAUAAAACUGGCAUUUAAACAUU